This is a messenger RNA of Culex pipiens pallens (northern house mosquito), 2618 nucleotides long. It is a transcript of the gene heix, whose product is annotated as ubiA prenyltransferase domain-containing protein 1 homolog. Gene Ontology annotation, molecular function: prenyltransferase activity. Gene Ontology annotation, cellular component: Golgi membrane; endoplasmic reticulum. Gene Ontology annotation, biological process: menaquinone biosynthetic process; vitamin K biosynthetic process. Lineage: Eukaryota; Metazoa; Arthropoda; Insecta; Diptera; Culicidae. The record is from RefSeq and is a predicted model, not a curated record. Bases 287 to 1282 code for a protein of 331 amino acids. The transcript is spliced from 2 exons.
CCAGUUGUGCGGUUUUUUUUUGUUACUGUCGAAGAAUCACUCUCGUCGCUGGUGGUUGCUGCAACUCGUAGGACCAGUUUUCGUCCCGUUCGGUUAUCGUGGGAGGAAACGAGACGGCGGCGGCGGUGAAGGGCUGGAAUUUGGGACAAAAUUUGGUUAAGGCCUACCGAGACGACAGCCUGCGUCGGACGCGCAGAGUUCAAAGUGAAAGCGAAAGUGAUUACAUAUUUAUCUCUGAAUAUAUUUCUUUAUUUAUAAAACGGUCGGUCGGUCGGUCGGGGGUGAGAUGGACACGGCGGCGGAGGGCGUGUUGAACAACGGCAACUGUGCCAAGUCGUCGGAGGAGGACAAGUGUGCGAGGAGCGUCGAAGCUCCGUUGAUGAAGAUCAAGACGUACCUGUCGGCGCUGCGACCGUGGUCACUGUCGGCGAGUUUGGUGCCGACGCUGCUGGGAGCGGCGAUCGCGUACAGGACGGUUGGCUUUGCGGAGUUUAAUUUCUUGACGUUUGUGUUUACCGUUUUCACGGUGGUCACGGUUCACUGCGCGGGCAACGUGGUCAACACGUACUUUGACUUUGUGAAGGGGAUCGACAACCGGAAGUCGUCGGACGACCGGACGCUGGUGGACCACAUACUGACCAAGGAUGAGGUCGUGACGCUCGGGGCGUCGCUUUAUUGCGCCGGGUGUGUUGGAUUCAUCUUCCUGGUUUACCUCUCGCCGGCCAAGCUGGAGCACUUGGCGUUGGUUUACUUUGGGGGAUUGUCGUCCAGCUUCCUGUACACCGGUGGCAUUGGUCUGAAGUACAUUGCUCUCGGAGACGUGCUGAUCCUGAUCAUCUUUGGACCGAUUUCGGUCCUGUUCGCGUACAUGGCCCAAACUGGGCACGUCGAGUGGAUGACCAUCUACUACGCGGUCCCCCUAGCUCUCAACACCGAGGCCAUCCUGCACAGCAACAACACGCGUGACGCGGACGCCGAUCGGCGCGUCGGAAUCGUCACCCUCGCAAUCCUCAUCGGCAAGACGUCCUCGUACAUCUUGUACGCGCUCCUGCUCUUCACCCCCUACGUCAUGUUCGUCGUACUGGGCGUCAAAUACUCCGGCGCGUUCCUCAUCCCGAUGGUGACGCUCCCGCAGGCGUUCAAAAUCGAAAAACAGUUCCGCAACGAAGCGACCCUGCACGGCGUUCCGCGGCAAACCGCCAAGCUUAACCUGUUCUUCGGAAUCCUGUACGUGAUGGCGUGCUUCUGCGCGACCCAGCUGCCCUUUAUCACGCGGAAGUAAUCCCAAGAACCGCGUGCUUUUCUGUUGUGCUUCGUCUCGCGCUCACAUCCGGACUAGGAUCGAUAGUUGUUAGUUAUUUAUUCUUCAGAGGUUGAGAUUUUUCUUAUUAUAACUUUGUUGUCGCGUCGUACAUCGUAAUGCAUGUAUAUCUGUUUAAGUUCGCAAGACCACUAGUUGAGGGCAUUACACAAACCUUUUAUACCUCACGCACGCGCGCACUCUAGACUGUUACAAGAUUUCUUCGUUCCUGUUCUAUAACUUUAACACACUCUAACUAGUUUCGCGUAGAUCGCUUAGGGAAAGCCGAGCGGCCACCUUUCCAACGUCGCUACGUAAAUUACUAAAGAAUCUCUUGCCAACCGCGUUUCGCUUGCUCCUAAGUUUGAUAUUCGAAUAACCUAGAAUCAAAAUUUUCCCAGUUGGACCGCUCGGAUUUUCGCUUGCACCCUACAUAUCAGAAAAAAGAACCGCGCGAAUCAAGCGGCGGUGACCAGUCUUACCAAAUUCCCCCAGAAAAAAAAAUGCUCUCCCAAUCCCACCCCCCACACAAAACUCCAAGAUCGUACUUAAGCGAAGUCGUCUAUUUGUUAUAAGAUGGUACGCGGAACUUACAAAAUCGUGAGCGACAAUAAUUAGCUAUUAUUACCUUUAAAAUAAUAAACGAACGAAAGAAAAAAAGAUAUCGAGAGAUCCACCAAUUAAAACCGCAAAAAAGGAAAGAACAAAUCACAAAAAAAAAUUUAUUUAAUAUAUACCAAGCGACAAGCAACACAAAAAAAAACCUUUAAACAAAAAUACUCUGUUGAUUGUGCAAACAGAAAAGAUGCAGCUGCUCUAAACCUUAGCCGUUAAGCCCAGUGAAUUAAAGUAAAUCUAACUUAACAACAUCUUUCUAUUAGGUAGAUCGUGACGCGACUUCUUGACACUCCUCGACCCCCAAACUUCUUCCCCGAUUUUUUUUUUGGUUGGUUUCAAAGUGCAAUUACGGCGCGGAGCAAUCGUUUGUUGGAAAAACAAAUCAGAAUCAGUAAUGCAAGAGAGGGGACAAGUAUUCCGGGCGCAUAAAAAAAGUAAGAAAAAAAAGAUUGUUCAGUUGUGCUUUUGUGCUUAAACGGUAUCGUAAAUAUAAAUAUAUAAUUAUUAUACAGUAAAUAAUGGUUAGAAGAACAAAGGCAGGACAUGUGUGGAGGAAGUAUCGGUUAACGUUUAGUUUUCAUUUUUGCAUGAUUUCCGUUCUAGAGACUUAUACAUUUGUAAUACAAACAACAAUGGAACAUUUUGUAAAUUAGUAGUAAUUGUAUUGUAGGUGAUAAUAAAAACAAACAUUUAAAAACUU